This is a messenger RNA of Ceratitis capitata (Mediterranean fruit fly), 3350 nucleotides long. RefSeq lists its product as uncharacterized. The transcript is spliced from 9 exons. Gene Ontology annotation, cellular component: nucleus. NCBI's taxonomy places the organism in Eukaryota, Metazoa, Arthropoda, Insecta, Diptera, Tephritidae. Gene Ontology annotation, biological process: regulation of transcription by RNA polymerase II. The record is from RefSeq and is a predicted model, not a curated record. Gene Ontology annotation, molecular function: protein binding. Bases 754 to 3129 code for a protein of 791 amino acids.
UACAUACAUAAACAUAUGUAUAUAGCUAUAAUAGCCGAAACCAAAGGUUACAAGCAACUAUUUAUUGUUUGUUUAUUUCUGCCACUUAAAACGCUUUGCGUUCUAAAAUAGUUGUCUUUCCAAAAAUAAGACUGGUUAAAGCAACAGACAAAACAACAACAAUAACAGCUUAGCACACUCCAUUGUUUUGUUAUGCUUUGCGUACUCUUCGGUUUACCAACGAAUUGUUAAAGGACUCGAUACAAACGAAACAGUUUGUUUACAUUGACUUUAUGAGCAAUAAUCAAGUUGAAGCUUUAUUGGCGGGAGUGUAAUUCGUGGUAGUAAUUGAGUCGUUCAGCUCUCUUUCUCUUCAAUUUGCUACUCACAUUUAUACGUAUCAACAAGCAGAACGUAUUGCGCAUAUACAGACAUAAACGGACUGGCGACAGUUGAAAGGAUAUUCAAUCAGUUUUCUAUGGUUCACAGUACUGGGCGAACGGCAGUAGUGAAAUAAACCAUUUAGGAAUAGUACAAGAAUUUAUAAAAAUAAGUGCGGGAGUGCUGGUUAUUAAAUUAGCUUCGAAUGAAAUUAAGUCCAUGAGGAAAGUAAAUUACAAAUGCAAUUGCUUAUUAAAGUUCCUUGUAAAAUUUCCAUUUUCUUUGAGUGAAAGGAAUUUUAAAUGAUUCAACAUGCUGCAGUAAAGUUGGUUCCCUUGCACAAAGACAUUAUCCCUAAGCAGUCCAGAGGAAAAGGAAGUACACAAUCAGUUCAUGGUCAGUUCGCAUAAGGAAAACAUGGCCGCAGAGAAUUAUCAUUUGAAAUGGGACUCACAUUUGUCCUAUUUGAAUUCGUCUGUUGCCACACUUUACAAAAAUGAGAAGUUCGCAGAUGUAGUCCUCUACAGCUCCAGUAGCAGCGCUGCCAGCGGAAAUAGCCCGGAGGUUGGCAUACCUACUGUAGGUAUUUCAGCGCACAAAUUUAUACUAAGCUCCUGUAGUCAGUUUUUUGCAACGAUGUUCGAGACCGCACCGAUCGCCUCGCCUAAUGCUAUACUCUACGUAGUGCUUCCGCCGGAACUGAGCCAUCGCGCCAUACAAAUUCUUGUACAGUAUAUGUACAGUGGUGAGGCGACAGUGGCCAAUGAUAUACUUAAUGAGGUUUUACGUGGCGGUGAAAUAUUGAAAAUUCGUGGUUUAUGUCGCACUUCUUCAGCCUCAUCUAGUGCGCACAAUACAUCAACAAGGGUGACCGAAACGCUUCUAACUAAUGGUGUUAGUGGUGGUAUUGGCUCACAUUACAUACAAAGUGCAGGCAAUCGUCAACCAACUAUGACAUCCAUUACCCAUACGCAUAUUCAACCUAGUGCACAUGCCGGUGAUAUGUAUGUCGUUAACAAAUGCCCAAACGGUGGUGGCACCAGUUGUGGACCACGUUAUGCCGUGGAACACUUACAACAGUCUGCAGCGCCCCAGCCAACGUCUACUCAACAUGCACAACCACAUCAAAUACAACACAAUCAACAUCAGUUUCGUGGUUUAGGUGCUUCCGUACUACCCAAAGAUAGCCCUGUUAUCGUCAAAUCACCGAAACUUUCACAGCUUGGUCUGUUAUCGGUCGCUACGUCGAGUAGUAAACAUCACGCGGGUGGCGGUAUAUCAGUAAAUAAGGAAGUCGCCAUAGAUCCUGAUGAUAAAUGCUGCUACCAACUGAAUCAACUGCAUGUAACAAAUUCUGUGUGCAACGAAAUGGGCUGCUCCGGUGGUUGUCCCAUGACAAUGGAGGAUGAACAGUUGAGACGACGACAACGAAAUCAAAAUGAUGAAACUUUACGUACAACUGUAGUGGAGCAGCAGUUGGAGCGAGAAUACACAGAGCGAUCGCGUCCACCACCCGAUGAACACCGCGAUGAUAUCGACAUGUCGAAUUAUGAUAGACAUAUGCGACGUGGAAGUGGUGGUAGUGCCGGUGAACGCAUUCGCGACUACUUCCUACCGGAAUCCUACGAGCACACUAGCUCCACAUCUGCAAAAAGUAAUAAUCAAUUCACAGAACAAAUUAGCGGUAGAAUGACCAACUCUUCGCCAAUGUCACAUUCACAAAAUUUUCUCACCAUAAAACAAGAACCUACCGACUGGACCACAACCGCUUCCGCAGCAGAUAGUGCACACAGCGAUUUAACGAAUCGUCCCAAAACGCCAUUACGUUCUCCUAAACAACCGUUAGAUUUUAAAAUGCCACCCGGAACAACUGUCAAACUCGAGGUAGGCGUACAUGCACACAGCCCACAAAGCGAACAGGAUAUGAAUGCACAAGACGCGAUUGACUAUGAUACACGUUUGGCUUGCGACACAUGCAAGCAAUCCUUUGACGAACCGAAAUCAUGGGUACGUCAUUUGGAGUCUCAUACAACAGCAGCAGCAACUACAGACAGAGUAAGUGUAAAUAUGGCAUGUGGUACAACGAAUAACGGCGGUGUUGGUGGCGGUGAGAAUGCCGGUUCCAGCAUUACCAAUGGCGCUGAUGCGUUAAUUAAAGCCUAUGUGCCGAAGAAGCGUCGUAGGGUAUCGCAGCAGGAGAAUAAUGCCGGACAUGUUACACUUUGCUGUGACUUGUGCUCUAUAUCCUUUGAAACUCCGGCAGAUUGGGUGCGCCAUCUAAGCAACGAACACACAGAAAUAGAGCUGGCCAUGUUCAACAGCAAAAAAGAUAAUGAACAGAAAAGUUCUGGCAGCAGCAACAACAACAACAACCACCACCACCAUAAUACACAGCAAAUGCACCUAAAACGUUACACCCAUCGCUCAACGUAUGACCACCAGCACCAACAACCCGCCAAUGAAGCACAAUCAAUUGCAGUCUCCACUGCUGCACCAUCCACUUCAAGCUUUUCGGAGCGCGCCGAGGUUUGCAGUAAAAAGUUUUCCACGCACAAUAGUAGUUUAAUGGCGCACAAGCGCAAUCACAAUGGGGCAACAACAACAGCAGCAGCAGCAGCAGCAGCACUAAACGGUGUUAGUGUGAGUGUGAGCACAAGUGUUGCACCAUCUUCGUUGGCAGCGGCGGCAACGGAUGGAGAUGUGAGCGUGAUAAGCAGUGUGGCCAGUAGUUUAACGAAUGAACAAAUAAGCACCUCAUCGCAAGCUUGAUACAGCCGUAGAUACCGUAAGGAUGCACAAAACGCUUGAAAUGGCCACCACCGCAGCAAGCAAGUGGAGUGAGAAUUGUUACUUAAGUCGUUCCAAAUCUACAUACAACAAAAAAAAAAGAAAAAAAAAACUAAUGAGGAAAUCAUAAAUCCAAACUAUUUUAAUCAAAAUUUUUACAAAUUCCUGCAUACAUACAUACAUAUGUACAUAUGUAUGUAUAU